Closterium sp. Naga37s-1 is the source of this 3990-nucleotide messenger RNA. Lineage: Eukaryota; Viridiplantae; Streptophyta; Zygnematophyceae; Desmidiales; Closteriaceae. The record is from the annotation of a GenBank genome assembly.
AUGCAGGCGUUUUACGAUGAAGACGCAGUCAGAUGGCAUGCCAGCGUGCACAGCCUUAUGGGGGAAAUGAACGCCAGUGCUGAGAGUCUCGCUCACACCCCCUCAUCAUCUCCCUUGUGCCCCAUCCCCCCACCCCAUCCUCUCUCCUUUUGGUUCGGACCCCCUCUGCUCUCCCUUGCCCCUCAUCCGCUCACCUUUCCCUUUCUCCUUCCCCCCUUUCUCCUUCCCCCCCUUUCUCCCCACCACCUUUCUCCCACUUCCCAGAACGCCAGUGCUGAAAAUCUCGCUCGCAAGUUUGGCUCGGACCCCAAGACAACCUCUUUUACACUCAUCUUUGGAGUGUUGAGGGAUUUUGUCGAUCUCUUUAAGAAGAAUCUGGUUGAAUAUGAGAAGAAGAAAAAGGCAGAGGAGGAGGCGGCUAAAGAGCAGGCCCAGCCGAAGGCGAAAGCGAGUGGGAAGCAGCAGCGGGAGCAGGAGGAGCAGCAGAAGGAGCAGCAUAGGCACGCACAUCCACCAGUGGUGGCUGGCCGUGCCUCUGCUUACAGCUUCUGUCUUCGCCAUCUGUGUGGUUGUUUGUAUACCCGUCUGUGCGUGUGUCCUUCAUUCGCCCCUCCCUCCCUCCCAGGCCAGCACAGGCACGCACAUCCACCAGUGGUGGCUGGCCGUGCCUCUAAUAACAGCCUCCGUCUUCGCCAUCUGUGUGGCUGUCUGUGCGGCUGUGCGUUGGUGGUAACCGCUCAUUCCUUCCCACACCCUACCGUCCGUCUCUUCCCGCUCCCCCCUCAGGCCAGCAUAGGCACGCACAUCCACCAGUGGUGGCUGGCCGUGCCUCUAAUAACAGCCUCCGUCUUCGCCAUCUGUGUGGCUGCCAGCAUAGGCACGCACAUCCACCAGUGGUGGCUGGCCGUGCCUCUCAUAACAGCCUCAGUCUUCGUUAUCUGUGUGGCUGUGUUCGUGGUCGACCUACUGACUGGCUAUGACAGCUUCAGGGACGUCUGCUUCUCGCCCUCUUUAACUGUGCUGCACUGGCAAGUCUACCGCGCCCUCACAUCCAUCUUCUUCCACAAGGGACUCCUGCACAUCGCACUCAACCUCUCCACACUCCUCCCCCUGGCUUCCCCUCUCGAGCGCCACCUGGGCUCCCUGCGGCUGCUGCACGCGCUGCUGCUGCUCGCCUGCCUGAACGCCAUUAUCCACUCUGUCUUGGCGUUUACUCCCGGGCUGCUGCUUGGGUGGUGGGGCUGGUGGGCUGGCGAGUGCUGCAUCGGCUUUUCGGGGGUGCUCUUCGCACUGAUCGUCCUGGACUUACAGAUUGGAGGGGGGAAUCAAAGGAGCAUCUUUGGCUUCUUCUCUGUGCCAACUGCAUGGUACCCCUGGGUUCUCCUUGUACUAUUCCAACUCCUCCUCCCUUCCGCCUCUCUGCUCGACCACCUAAGCGGAGUGCUCUCAGGCCUAGCAUAUGUGCGUGGUGCCCUCGCUAUAGUCACACCCUCCUCAGCCACAUUCAGUUCCCUAGAGUCAUCACGUCUCCUGGCUCCCAUGGUGCGUCGGCCAGGGUUCAUUGCAGGGGGGCAUCCCAUCAGCGCUGCCGCCUUCACCAGCCUUGGGGAUAUCUCCUCCCUGCGGCCAGCAAGCAUCAGCCAAUCGCUGCACGCCAUGUGGCGGUCCAUGCAAGCAUCCCUAGCUCGUCUGCAAGAGCGGUGGCGAUCGGUGGCCGCUGCGGUGCAGCAGCAGCAGGAGCAGCAAAGACUAAUCCAACAGCAACAGCAGCAGCAGCAGCAGCAGCAGCAGCAGCAGGGGAGAUUCAGUCAGCGCCAGGGGCCUCUAUCGAAUGUGCACUCAAUUUCAGCAAUGGCUGCUGCUAAUAACGCACAGCCUUCGUUACAGUCACAGUCACAUGGGUGGGGACAGGUUGCGGGCCAAGGGAGCACGCCGCAACAACCAGCAGGCCCUGCGGCUGAUCCUAGGUUCCCUGGACGGGGUCGAACCCUAGCAGGCUCGGCAGCAGCAGGGGGGGCACCUUUAGCUGCUGCAGGAGCAAGAGAAGGGGAGGGAUUCGUUGGGGUGGCGGUAAUUGCAUCUGAAGAUGCUCCCAACUACCCGCUGCCCAAUGCUGCUGCUGCUGCUUCUGCUGCUGCUGCCGCUGCUGCUUUGGGAAGAGCGACAGUCCUCUCUAGCGGCUGGGCAUAUUCCCCAAGCCAGAUCAACCAUCCCCAGCACAAUGAGCACUUGCAUGGUGUAGCCGAUGGUGCUGGCAGCGGCAAUGAUGGUGCUAUUAGAGCGGCAUCUGUGCGACAGUUGUGCGAUAUGGGCUUUAACCAGCUGCCUUUCCCGGCAGUACCACCCCCCACCCCUCUCCUUCCCCUUUCCCCACCUUCUCUCCUCUCUUCUCCCUCGCUCCUCCCACAUACAUUCGGAACCAUCUUUGGCUCCCUGGUGGCCUUUCUUUCUUCACCUCUUCCCAAUCCAACCUCUCUCUCCUCCCUUUCACCCUCUCCCCCCCCUCUCUUCCCCCCACCGUCCCCUUCCCCGCACGCAGUCAGCCCUUUCCCCGCUCCUCCUUUCCCACUCCAGCCUCUCUCCCCUCCUUUUCUCACUUCCCCUCCUCCCCAUUCCACACUCUCCCCCCCCCUUCCCCCACAUGCAGUCGGCACUAUCUUUGGCACCCUGGUGGCCUUUGCCGCCCUGCCGCUCCGGUCGCUGGGCGGCGACGGUUGGAAGAUAGCGGCUGCACUGAUGGGGCGGCACAUAGGGGGGGGUGAGUGGGCGGGGGAAGGGGGAGCCGUGAACUACGUGGCAGUGACAGAGGCGCUACAGGCAUCACCAUCGGUGGUCACGGCAGCUCUGGCAGCCCACAACCUGCUGUGCGCCCGGGGGUGCUGUCAACUACGUGGCAGUGACAGAGGCUCUGCAGGCAUCACCAUCCCAUCGGUGGUGACAGCAGCCCUGGCAAUUGACAGAGGCGCUACAAGCAUCGCCACCGGUGGUGACGGCAGCUCUGGCAGCCCACAACCUGCUGUGUGCCCGGCGGUGGUGGUACUGCUGCUGCUGCUGAUUCAACCUCCUUCCCCUCCCACUGUCCCCACUCCCCAUUGUCCCCUCCCCACCCUCCCAGCUGUCAACUACGUGGCAGUGACAGAGGCAUUACAAGCAUCACCAUCGGUGGUCACGGCUGUUCUGGCUGCCGACAACCUGCUGUUUGCCCAAGGGGGCGCUGCUGCUGAUGGUGGUGAUGCCGUGAACUACGUGGCAGUGACAGAGGCGCUACAGGCAUCACCAUCGGUGGUCACGGCAGCUCUGGCAGCCGACAACCUGCUGUGCGCCCUGCACUUCACAACCCUCUUCGCCCUCGCUGCUAAGAUUCCUGCAGAGAAGGAGGGGGAGAGCAGUGGUGCCGGUGAUGCUGCUGCUGAAACGCAGCUUUCAGACUCACAGCCCUCGUUUGAUGUAUCAGCAGCAGCAACCGCCCUCGCCCUCGCAGCCUCUCUCUGCUGGCUCGGCUCCUCUCUAGCAAAGAAACUCUCCUUCGUUGGAGGCACCAUCCCUUGCGUCACAGCGCUCGUGCUGGCCUUCGCUACAGUCACACCCCACCUUGCUGCCCCGCUGGUGGUCCCUGGAGAGAAACUGGCUACUCUCAUGCUGCAGGUAUUCUUUGCUUCCAUAGGAGCCAACGGCAAUCUCGCCGCCAUCCUAUCCUCAGCGCCCUCCCUCUUCCUCUUCAUCCUCCUCCAACUCUCCCUCCACCUCCUCUUCACCCUCUCCCUUGGUCACCUCCUCUCUCUCCCACGAAAAGACCUUCUUAUUGCCUCCAAUGCCAACGUGGGAGGCCCAACCACAGCAGCCGGCAUGGCUGCUGCUAAAGGCUGGCGCUCCCUCACGGUCCCGGCUAUACUGGUGGGGAUAUUUGGCUAUGCGACUGCUACCUUCCUGUCGGUGGUCCUAGGUCAUACCGUCCUAAAGCCCAUGCAUUUGAGAGCAGGUGUGUUCUAG